Messenger RNA from Zychaea mexicana, 1297 nucleotides. RefSeq lists its product as uncharacterized. Gene Ontology annotation, molecular function: protein binding. The transcript is spliced from 2 exons. NCBI's taxonomy places the organism in Eukaryota, Fungi, Mucoromycota, Mucoromycetes, Mucorales, Lichtheimiaceae. The record is from RefSeq and is a predicted model, not a curated record. The coding region runs from base 126 to 1190 and encodes 354 amino acids.
CAGCAUCUCUUUUGUUUUCUCCUUUUUCUUCUUCACCGACUUUAUAUUUAUUACUUGUAGCAUCGUGUACAAUACCAAACACUGAUCCAAAACCAUACAUAUCUCUUUUUAUGAUAUAACGAACAAUGGUCACUCAAAGAGCUUAUACGGCAAGUCAGCAGCUACAGCCUGCUUCUAUCUUUCGAUGCAUUUUCGCGAUAGGCAACAAGAGAAAAAAGAAGGUUGAUCCCGAAGAAGAAGAGAUUUCCUUGGAGCCAUCGAUCAAAUCAAGCGACAUAAUCGUAUGCGCACGGGGCGAGAAAAUAUACGCGGUUCACAAGGAAGACGGAUGUCGGCUAUGGCGAAUCAAGUCACCUAUUGGAUCAAGUGGAGGAAUCAUUUCGAUCUACGUGACCGAAGAUUAUAAGGUUCUAUUAGGCGCAAAAGGAAAAACUGCGUGUAUCGAGCUGAGAACAGGAAAACAUGUUUGGACGCAAAAAAUGAAGAGACGUUGGAUUUGCAAUGAAGUGUCGAUCCUGAGCACACCGUCACGCGAUCCGUUGCUUUCGUUAGGGGCUGAUCAACUAUCCCAAGUAGAAUUAUUGUCAGCAGCUGAAAAUCAGCAACACAAUCAACACAAACAAGAUGACGCUGGUUAUUUUUCACACGCGUCCUCAUCAUCACGGCUCAGACCAUCUUCAUACGCGGAAAGCGCGUCGAAUGGCUAUAAUAGCAGCAUACAUAUUGACUAUAGUGGAGAAACGGAAAACAAGAAGCAGAUCCAUGGUACAAAAGAUGACGACAACGAUCAUGAAAAAACAAAUCGAGUUGUUUGUGCAACAAGCUGGGGCCGAUGUUAUGGAUUUGACAUUGAUACGGGAGACCAACUGUGGUGCUUCAACUGCCCAAAGGGAAGACUCGGGUUUCCGACCAUAUUGUUAGAUGGACGAGGACAAGGCAAUAGCUGGAACCUUUUUAUCGCAUGCAACACAAUGCUUUACUGCCUUGAGGCCAGAACUGGAAAGUUACAAUGGUCAGAAAGACUAUCCAACAGCCGGUGGUCUUUCAGUGCUUAUGUUACACUUGCCACGGGAUGGAGCUCUCGCCUGGCGGCAGAAGCGUAUAGUGGUGGAUUCUGUCAACAGCCUCUCGUUCAGAUAGCUGAUGUUGAGGAGAAAAUACAAGUUACGGCUAGAUUAGCUAUUGCGUAAGUAAAUUUUUAAUUUGCUGAGCCAAAGGAGGGUUACUGUGGGAUAUACUUUAUGACAAUGUGCGAAUGCAGUAUGGCAUUUAGGAAGCAUGUUUGCAUAUACUAAGC